This is a messenger RNA of Archocentrus centrarchus (flier cichlid), 1713 nucleotides long. Its product is annotated as T-lymphocyte activation antigen CD80-like. The record is from RefSeq and is a predicted model, not a curated record. NCBI's taxonomy places the organism in Eukaryota, Metazoa, Chordata, Actinopteri, Cichliformes, Cichlidae. Gene Ontology annotation, biological process: T cell costimulation; negative regulation of T cell proliferation; cellular response to lipopolysaccharide. Gene Ontology annotation, cellular component: external side of plasma membrane. The transcript is spliced from 4 exons. Bases 330 to 869 code for a protein of 179 amino acids.
UCUACCAGGGAAUUCUUUAAAAGGAGCCUCCCCUCCCCACUGUUGCUAAACGAUUGCUCUAUCUGAUUCACUUGCCUAAUCAUCCAUGUAGGCAAAUGCAGGCGGAGUGCUUCUGGCUUCUCAACCAGCAGACACGGGAGAAAUAGUUUGGCGAGGUGGUUGGACAGAAAAGCAAUGGAGGCAGAGAGGUCCACAAAUGACGCUAAAUGAUGACACGUAACAGGCAGGAAGCAGGUGCAGUGAGAACACCGAAGCUGAGGGUCACAGAAGUCAGCACAGCAGCGCUGGAGGUCUCUGAUGGUUUUGCAGAACCUGCAGGCUGAGCACAGAUGAGUCAGGAAGCAUUCAGCCUGAUGUCCACCUGUCAGUGUUUGUCCAUCUGCAGCUCUUUAGCUUUGGUGUGUCUGCUGUGCAGCCUGAGCUCAGGCAGCAGCCAGUCUGUGAGGAACGGCUACGUCGGGGAUGACGUCCUGCUGCCCUGCAUCUACCCCGGGCAGCUGCCUGAUAAGGUCAACGCUUUCUGGAGGGACAAAGACGACAGAGUUGUGUUGGACAUCAUCAAUGGCAGAGAGGAUAAAACAGAUCCAAAGUUCAAAGGUCGAGUGUUCAGCUACCCAGAUCAAUACAAGAAGGGAAACCUCUCCAUCCUCAUAAAGGACCUGAGGGCGGACGACGCCGGCUCGUACGACUGCCACAUCCCCAGAAUGGACUAUGAGAGCAGACUGACUCUGAGGCUCACAGAGAAACCAGCUGUUAAAGUAAUGUUGGAGACUCCACCUCCUGCAGCACGUGAUGCAGCAGUAACCUCCUCCCUCCACCCGGCUCUCCUCUCUGCUCCUCUCUUUGUGCUGUUCUGCUUGUUAAAGUAGAGGUUUGAGUUUAAGUUAGUCAGAAACUAGAUCGUAGCUUCAAGUGAACAUUUCACGCUGUAGGAUGAAGGUAAGCAGUCUUUAUUUCACCAGUAGAAGCUUCAACCUGAGAAACAUCAGUGCAGAGCUCGGCCUUUCUCCCAGGUUCGUCCUGGGUUAGCCUCUUUGUUUUAUUAGAUAUCUUAUUAGCUGACAAACACUGCAAAUCAGAUGGGAUUUAGGUACAUCUGACUAACAGACAUUUGUGUCAGAUCAGUUUUCUCUGCAGUGAUGGAAGAAGCUGUAAAACAGCUCAGUUAUUCUUCAUGAAGAUCUUUAUGAUCCCUGAAACAGAAAAAGACACUGCAGCAUAAAGAGGAGGAAAUAAUAUGCCAACAACAUCCAUACGACCCUGAUGAUGACCAAAACUUCCAGGAUGUUUCACAGUAACAGCUCUUAGAGGCUGAUACUCGUCACACAGAGUGAAGCUCUUCAAGUUCUUCUUCUGUGGCUCUAAUUUGUGUGUUUGUGCUUCUGUGUGUUUGGAGACGAUUCAAAGUUCCUGAAGUUUGAGCUACAGCAUCUAGAACCACAGUGGGAGCGAUGGAGAGACUUUGAGAAUCUGGAGAAAGUAAAGAUAGCUGGGUGUUAAGUGCCUGAAAACUGAGUGAGUGUUGCAGUGGAUUGAAUAUUUCUGCCGGUUCAUUAAAGAAUGUGGCCACCAGGGGGAACCAUUUCACUUGAGAAUGACUAAGGAUGCACUUGAGGAUCAUAUGAACAGGAAUUUGAGGUUAAUUGUUGAUAACAGUUUGAUCGGCUCCUUUUCAUGCAGUUACAACCAUGUACCUACAUAUUAUUGUAUCUA